AUGAAGCCAACAGAUGAACCAGAACCAGGAAACCACACUCUGCUGACUGGAUUUGUCCUCUCUGGAUUCUCCAAAGACCCAGAACUUCAGCACUUGCUAUUCUUCACAUUCUGCUUAAUUUACACCAUCACCAUCAUUGGGAACCUUCUCAUCUUCAUGAUCACAGUGCACCCCUCUUUCUGUGUGCCCAUGUACUUCUUCCUCCGGGUCCUGUCCAUCCUGGAUGUUUCCACAGCAUCGAUCGUUGUUCCCAAGAUGCUGGUAAACUUCCUGUCAGAGGACAGGAGCAUUUCCUACAUGGGCUGUGCCACACAGCUCUACUCUGUGAUUUUUUUAGGAGCCACUGAAUGGUACCUUUUGGCAGCCAUGGCCUAUGACCGUUACAUGGCCAUAUGCAACCCCCUUAGAUAUGCAGUCAUCAUGAACAACAGAGUUUUUGUUUCCUUGGUUCUGCUGUCAUGCUGCAGUGGUAAUGUUGUGUCGGUGGUGCAGACAGCUUGGGUGUUCUCAUUGUCAUUUUGUGGGCCCAGGAAGGUUAACUACUUCUUCUGUGAUAUUCCCCCCCUCAUCAUGCUCUCCUGCACUGACACCUCUUCAUACGAAAAGCAGAUCAUUACAGCCACAGUGCUGGUCAUCUUCACACCAUUUUGCCUCAUUCUGGUAUCCUAUGCCUGCAUCAUCUCCAGCAUCCUGAAAAUUUCCUCUGCAGAGGGCAGACACAAGACCUUCUCCACCUGUUCC
Messenger RNA from Charadrius vociferus (killdeer), 741 nucleotides. Its product is annotated as olfactory receptor 10A7-like. Gene Ontology annotation, cellular component: membrane. The record is from RefSeq and is a predicted model, not a curated record. The transcript has a single exon. NCBI's taxonomy places the organism in Eukaryota, Metazoa, Chordata, Aves, Charadriiformes, Charadriidae. Gene Ontology annotation, biological process: G protein-coupled receptor signaling pathway. Gene Ontology annotation, molecular function: olfactory receptor activity; G protein-coupled receptor activity. The annotation marks the transcript as partial.